AUGAAGGUCCUUUUCCUAACUGUAGCACUAAGCUUGUUCUCCAUCCUCCAAGCUGAGGAUUCAACAUCUGAGGACUUCGGAUUUCAGGGUAUAUACUUUGUAAAAGGCAUGAUGACAGACAAAGAUUUUCAUGGGGAGAAGAAGCCCAAGGAAAUGUCACCCUUGAUAAUCACCCCCCUGGAUAAUGGUGACAUAGAAGCCCGAUUUACUGUGAACAAGCAUGGCAAGUGCAAAGAGAUUACAAUGCUACUAGAGAAAAUGAGUCAACCUGGCCUCUAUACUGUGGAGGAGGGCAAACGUCGUGUCCGCGUAGAAAAGACAUCUGUGGAUGACCAUUGGGUUAUCUUCUGUGAAGGCGAGUUCCAUGGCAAUCAAAUAAGAUUUGCCAAACUUGUGGGUCCACAUCCAGAAGAGAACCUACAAGCCCUGAAGGAGUAUAAGGAGAUGGCCAAACAGAGAGGAUUUGAUGAAACAAAAAUCAUCAUCCCCAGACAAACUGAGGCGUGCACCCCAGAACAAGCUUAAGGUGAUGCUUUCCUUCAACUUCAGAAUCAAUGCUGUCCAGGAAAUCCCAGUCAUAUCCUCA
This is a messenger RNA of Gracilinanus agilis (Agile Gracile Mouse Opossum), 586 nucleotides long. Its product is annotated as late lactation protein B-like. The transcript is spliced from 7 exons. The record is from RefSeq and is a predicted model, not a curated record. The coding region runs from base 1 to 525 and encodes 174 amino acids. Lineage: Eukaryota; Metazoa; Chordata; Mammalia; Didelphimorphia; Didelphidae. Gene Ontology annotation, molecular function: small molecule binding.